Molecule: messenger RNA, 4099 nt
Organism: Candoia aspera
Lineage: Eukaryota; Metazoa; Chordata; Lepidosauria; Squamata; Candoiidae
Gene: ATP1A3
Product: ATPase Na+/K+ transporting subunit alpha 3
Exons: 23
Coding region: 208-3291 (1027 amino acids)
Biological process (GO): proton transmembrane transport; potassium ion import across plasma membrane; sodium ion export across plasma membrane
Cellular component (GO): plasma membrane
Molecular function (GO): P-type sodium:potassium-exchanging transporter activity; ATP hydrolysis activity; ATP binding
Source: RefSeq, a predicted model, not a curated record
GGGAGUGCGCCGCGUCCCGUCCUUCCGUGCCUGGCAGCCGUGGGCGCAGCAUCCCUGGCUGGGGGCGCCGGCAGCUCCCUCCUCUCCCCGCGUCUGUCUCUCACUCUUCGCUCCUGCUCUUCCCCCUGCCAUCCACCCGCUUGCCCGCCGGGCGUAUCUCCCCAAGAGAGCCUGGCUCACCCAGGCUGAGACGCCAAAGCCGCCAAGAUGGGGUAUGGGCGCUCGGACAGUUACCGCGUGGCCACCACACAAGACAAGCAAGAUGACGAUUCUUCGCCCAAGAAGAGCAAAGCUCAGCAGAAGGUCCGAGAUCUGGAUGACCUCAAAAAGGAAGUGGCCAUGACAGAGCACAAAAUGUCCAUCGAGGAGGUCUGCCGAAAAUACAACACAGACUGUGUGCAGGGUCUGACCCACAGCAAAGCCCAAGAGAUCCUGGCUCGUGAUGGCCCCAAUGCCCUUACCCCACCACCAACCACUCCUGAAUGGGUAAAGUUUUGCCGCCAGCUCUUCGGAGGUUUCUCUAUCCUCUUGUGGAUCGGUGCCAUUCUCUGUUUCCUAGCCUACGGCAUCCAGGCAGGGACCGAGGAUGACCCAGCCGGAGACAAUCUGUACCUCGGUAUUGUCUUGGCGGCUGUUGUCAUCAUCACUGGUUGCUUCUCCUACUACCAAGAGGCCAAAAGCUCUAAGAUUAUGGAAUCCUUCAAGAAUAUGGUGCCCCAGCAAGCCCUGGUGAUCAGAGAAGGUGAGAAGAUGCAGCUCAAUGCUGAAGAUGUGGCGGUUGGGGAUCUAGUAGAGGUAAAAGGAGGAGACAGAGUCCCAGCUGACCUAAGGAUCAUCUCUGCUCAUGGCUGCAAGGUGGAUAACUCCUCCCUGACCGGUGAAUCUGAGCCUCAGACCCGCUCUCCAGAUUGCACCCAUGACAACCCUCUUGAGACCAGGAAUAUCACUUUUUUCUCUACCAACUGUGUUGAAGGCACAGCACGUGGGGUUGUCAUUGCCACUGGUGACCGGACAGUGAUGGGCCGAAUUGCCACCCUGGCUUCGGGCCUGGAAGUUGGCAAGACUCCCAUUGCUGUGGAGAUUGAGCACUUCAUCCAGCUGAUCACAGGCGUGGCUGUCUUUCUGGGGGUCUCCUUCUUUGUUCUCUCUCUCAUUUUGGGUUACACCUGGCUAGAAGCUGUCAUUUUCCUCAUUGGCAUCAUUGUGGCCAACGUCCCUGAGGGACUCUUGGCUACAGUCACAGUGUGUCUGACCUUGACAGCCAAACGCAUGGCUCGCAAGAACUGCUUGGUGAAGAACUUGGAAGCUGUGGAGACCUUGGGCUCCACUUCCACCAUCUGCUCAGACAAGACAGGGACCCUGACUCAGAACCGAAUGACUGUUGCUCACAUGUGGUUUGACAACCAGAUCCAUGAGGCUGAUACCACUGAGGAUCAAUCUGGCACGGCCUUUGAUAAGAGCUCCCCUACCUGGGUGGCCUUGUCCCAUAUUGCUGGGCUUUGCAACCGAGCUGUCUUCAAGGGAGGCCAAGAGAACGUGCCCAUCCUCAAGCGUGAUGUGGCAGGAGAUGCUUCUGAAUCAGCCCUGUUGAAAUGUAUUGAGCUUUCAUCUGGAUCUGUGAAGCUGAUGAGGGAGAAGAACAAAAAAGUGGCAGAAAUCCCCUUCAACUCCACCAACAAAUACCAGCUCUCGAUUCAUGAGACAGAAGACCCCAAUGAUAACCGCUACCUGCUGGUGAUGAAGGGGGCACCUGAGCGAAUCCUGGACCGAUGCUCUACCAUUCUGCUACAAGGCAAAGAACAGCCUCUUGACGAGGAACUGAAAGAAGCUUUCCAGAAUGCCUACCUGGAGCUCGGAGGACUUGGCGAGAGGGUGCUGGGUUUCUGCCACUACUACUUGCCUGAAGAGCAGUAUCCAAAAGGGUUUGCCUUUGACUGUGAUGAUGUCAACUUUUCCACCGACAACCUCUGCUUUGUAGGACUCAUGUCCAUGAUUGACCCACCCCGUGCUGCUGUGCCCGAUGCUGUGGGCAAAUGCCGAAGCGCCGGCAUCAAGGUGAUCAUGGUAACAGGUGACCAUCCCAUCACAGCUAAAGCCAUUGCCAAAGGUGUGGGGAUUAUCUCUGAGGGCAAUGAGACAGUGGAAGACAUUGCUGCCCGGCUAAACAUUCCUGUCAGUCAGGUCAAUCCCAGAGAUGCCAAGGCUUGUGUGAUCCAUGGGACAGAUUUGAAAGACAUGUCUACAGACCAGAUUGAUGAAAUCCUACACAAUCACACCGAGAUUGUCUUUGCCCGUACUUCUCCACAGCAGAAACUGAUCAUCGUGGAAGGUUGCCAAAGACAGGGUGCGAUUGUGGCUGUAACAGGUGAUGGAGUGAACGACUCGCCUGCCCUGAAGAAGGCUGACAUCGGAGUAGCCAUGGGCAUUGCUGGCUCGGAUGUCUCCAAACAAGCGGCUGACAUGAUUCUCCUGGAUGACAACUUUGCCUCUAUUGUCACUGGAGUUGAAGAAGGACGCCUCAUCUUUGACAACCUGAAGAAAUCCAUUGCCUAUACCUUGACCAGCAACAUCCCAGAGAUUACUCCCUUUUUGCUCUUCAUCAUGGCCAACAUCCCGCUGCCUCUGGGCACCAUCACUAUCCUCUGCAUUGACUUGGGCACUGACAUGGUACCUGCCAUCUCCUUGGCUUAUGAAGCAGCUGAGAGUGACAUCAUGAAGCGUCAGCCCCGGAACCCCAGGACUGACAAGCUGGUGAAUGAACGGCUCAUCAGCAUGGCAUAUGGGCAGAUUGGAAUGAUUCAGGCGCUGGGCGGGUUCUUCUCCUACUUUGUGAUCUUGGCUGAGAAUGGGUUCCUUCCCUCUGUUCUUGUUGGCAUCCGUCUUAAUUGGGAUGACCGGACAGUCAACGAUCUGGAGGAUUCAUAUGGGCAGCAGUGGACCUACGAGCAACGCAAAGUGGUGGAGUUCACCUGCCAUACAGCCUUUUUUGUCAGCAUCGUGGUGGUGCAGUGGGCUGACUUGAUUAUUUGCAAAACCAGAAGGAAUUCUGUCUUCCAGCAAGGCAUGAGAAACAAGAUCCUUAUUUUUGGUCUUUUUGAGGAGACUGCCUUAGCCGCCUUCCUGUCCUACUGCCCUGGCAUGGAUGUGGCUCUCAGAAUGUAUCCUUUGAAGCCAAGCUGGUGGUUCUGCGCCUUUCCGUACAGUUUCCUCAUCUUUGUCUACGAUGAAAUCCGUAAACUCAUACUGCGCCGUAACCCAGGAGGAUGGGUGGAGAAAGAAACCUACUACUGAAUCUCUUCUUGUGUCCACCGCUGGUUGUCUCCCCUGCUGGGGGGGAAUCUUGACCCUCCAAAAUUCUGCCUAGCCCUCCCCCCACCCCCCAUGAUUAUGAGAGAUUGCAACACCAGGAUCAUAUGCUGGGACAGAGGAACAAUGAACCAAGCCCUCCAUCCCCAUCCCUCUUUCCCAAUCCAGGCUGCCCGGAAGGGAAAUCCAUCCUGUCUCACACUGCAUGCAUGUCCCAGGCUGGAGGCUGGAGGCAGGGGAUGGGACCCACACCCACCUCUCACCCACCUCUGCUCUCUGCCAAAUUCUGCCUUGGUUUCCAGAAGCAGGCUGGGGAAGAGGGCCUGUGUGUUGAGAGGGAAGGGGGAAAUGCCGUGAAGAUGGGGCAAUAUUUCUUUACCUUUCCUUCAACCCCAACAUUUAAAUUUCCUUCCAGAGCUGGGAUUGAACCCGGGGACCAGCCGCCUUCAAAACAACAUGCCUUGGAUGUGGGAGCCAAACGGGGUGGGGUUCGGGGUGGGGCAGGGGGCUGAUUAUGACCUGGUUAGCGCUAGUAAGAUGUCUGACCCUGACAGGGGGGAGGCAGAUUCCUUCUCCCCCCACCCCACCCGCCGUGCCAAUCUGUUCCCUAUUUCCUUUCCCCUGUGAGAAGUGUGCGUGCGUGUGUGCGCGUGUAUGGGUGAUUGUGUGUGCCUGCACAAGUGCAAACAAGGGGGACAGAGGUCAGCCGCGGACUAGCUUUACUGUCCAGCUAAGCUUCCUGGGCGGCCUCUUACUGUUCAUUCUUGGAAUAAAAGCAGCAGGAUUUUUCAUU